Messenger RNA from Gigantopelta aegis, 1432 nucleotides. RefSeq lists its product as uncharacterized. The record is from RefSeq and is a predicted model, not a curated record. Bases 4 to 996 code for a protein of 330 amino acids. The transcript has a single exon. Lineage: Eukaryota; Metazoa; Mollusca; Gastropoda; Neomphalida; Peltospiridae.
AGCAUGAUGAACUCCGACAAUUCCUUUCCAAUGCUGUACGUCAGGGGAAGCAACUACGAUGUGGGAUUCAGUAUCGGAGGCACAUUCAGCAACCGAAUCAAGAUGUACAUUAACGAAUCUAAAGGAAUGAACGAAACAAUGAUUCCAUUUUACAAUUCGCCAACAGGUCGCGCCGUUUUUGACUUAACACUACGUAAAACAGAAGACAACUUUCCCCAGUACGUCGAUGAGAUCAAAGGCACGGCGCAGGGUGUAGGCCUGCCGUUUGAACGGCUGUUUUUACUCAACAUGGAACGAGACAUCGUCGACGGCCAUGGCUGCAGCACUGUGCUCAUCAACAACCCAGAUGUAAAGCUGAUGGGCCACAACGAAGAUAGCAACCCAGUGGUUCAACACCACGGAUACAUGGUAAAUGUGGCAAUCGAGAACCAGGCUGGCAGAGUGGAGGAACAGUUUAUGGGAAUGUGCUACCCUGGAAAACUUCCUGGAAACACUAUCUUCAUCAACCAUCAUGGACUCGUGAUGGCCAUAAACAACAUCCGUAUCAAUGAUCCCCUGACGACGACACCAAGUCAGAUUGUGCUGCGAGCCAUGAUGGCGGCAAAAUAUCUCGACGAUCUUGUCACUAUCUUGACGAACAAAGGUAUCGGAUGUGCGGCCGGCAUGGCGGUGAAUGUGUGGUCGCUGAAUAACCUUGACACGCCGUCGGUGAUUGAACUCUGUCCCAGCGACACGAAGUCGAGCUGUCACGUGAUCAAGAUCGAGGAGCCGAGCUACUACCACUUGAAUAUGUACAGAUACCGAGGAGAGGAACUGCUGCCCAAAACGUGUUCCGUGAGGCGCACAGAAAGAUUAAAGGAACUGUCGCCUACCCGGUGUUUCGCCGAUAUCCGAGACAUCCUGGGCGAUACGGAGGUGAAGGAUUACCCUCUGUAUCGGUUACCGAGUCCAACAGACAACACGCAACGAUUCGUACUAACAUCGUUGACAUGCUGAACAAAGAGCUGGUGGUGUAUCGAGGAAACCCCAAGACUUCCAGGCCACUGAUACGUAUGCCCCUAACACUGUUCUAAACAUAGAACAGCAGCAGCAUUAGUAGUAGUAGCAAUAACAGCAAUAAUAACAAUAACAGUAGCAGCAGCAGCAACAACAAUAGUAGAAAACUACUGUGCUUCCAGACAAUCUGACCCAUCUUUUGUUAAUAUUUUAAAGACACUACGGGUAUAUUAGUUCACAGAGACGAAGAUGGGGUUUUUUGUUUUGACUACAUAAACAUAACAUUGGCCACCGAAAUCCACUUCGGGCUAUCAGACACCCAAAGCCGGUUAUUCAAUGGUCUGCUAGAGUUUUCCACAUGUAAAUUUGAUCUACAAUGCCUGAGAGAGAAAUAUAACAAAAAUAAAAUACUAAAGUAGUGUCGGAAUUAGAAUAA